AUGGCUCUCCCUCUUACUCCUACGCACCCCGCGGUGCCCUCGCCUUCCGCACCUUCAGCACCAGGUUACUUUGACCUUUCUGCUCUGCUCAAGGCAAAGAUGUCUCGUCCCGAAUCUCCAAACAGCAACAGCGACAAGACUGCCCGCUCCUCCUUCUCCUCCGUCCGGGAGAACGACGAUGGCUUAGCUCAGACUUUCACACGUUCCAAGAUUUCAUCCUACACUCAAGGGACGGAAGAGGUAUUCGAUGAAUCACCCUCACCCUCGGCUGAGCUUGCAUCGCCUACUUUUCAGGCUCCUCUGACGCAGCCUCACAGUCGGCUUCAUGGAUUCUGGUUUCCCGCCGAUAACUUUCGCGGAUGGAAGCAGAUCCCCAUCAAGGGCAAAUCCGCCAGCCGCAGCUGCGAGGACCUUCAUAAGCUGUCCAUGACAUGGAGCUCUCCAGCACCUCCCGCUGUCACAAAGAAGCCUUCCCUCAAUGGUUACGAGACCGGAACCUCUCCUCUCGAGCGACUCCCCAGCGAAGUUCUAGGUUCCAUCAUUGACCUUCUCGUCAUCGAGAUCCCCCCGAAUGGCCUUACGCCGCGAAAUGCCGACCUCAUGGCUCUUUUACUGACUUCGCGAUCUAUUCAUGCUGCAACGCUCAACACCCUCUACCGUCACAUUACGAUCCCUCACUCUCGAAUCUUCCGAAAGUUCCUCGCGACCAUCACCGAGUACCCUGCCCUCGCCUCGAUCGUGCGGCGGCUGGACUUUAGCCACUUCAACCCCUCCACCAUUUUCUCGACUGCGAGCGAGCGAGCUCAGACUCGAAACUUGACCUCCGAGACCCUUCACAAAUGUCUCGAGCUAACCCCAUAUCUGCAGGAGUUCUUGGCCCAGGAGUACAUCGAUGAAGAUCUUGGACCUGAGGUGGUUAAGAAGCUCUUUUUCGAUAUGCCCAGGCUCCAAGCUGUUGAUUUCGCUGGCUGCUCCUCUCCUUUCUUCAAAAACUCCUUCAACAGCCUCCUCCAGGAACAGUGGCCCGAUUCUCUGACACUUACUCGCGUUUCAUUCCACAAGUGUCUGAACCUGCCAGGCUCUGUUUUUGAGGCUAUCCUACCUCGUCUUGAAAGAGCCACUCACCUCGAUCUCGCUGGAACCAGAGUGACCGACAAGGCUCUACAGAGCUUGCCUGAAACGGCAAGACUCACUCACCUCAACUUGGCCAAGUGCCGUGAGCUCACUUCUGAGGUAGUCGUCAAGUUCAUCACCACUCAUCCUGCUAUUACUCAGACCAUCACUGUUCUGAGCCUUGCUACUAAUGCCAGCAGCCACCUCCUGCUUGGCAAGGCCGACGUUGAUGCUAUCCUUCCUCGUCUGCCUCACACGAUCCGAUCGCUGAGUCUCAAGGGUAGCAGGAUGGAUCCCUCCCAGCUUCCUCUGCUCACCCCUCUGGUCCAGCAUCUUGAGGAGCUUGCUAUCGGCCGAGGCCUCGAUCUCCGCGAUAUUCACCAGCUCCUGUAUCAGGCUCAGGAGUGGAUUCCUCACAGCCUCCGAUACAUCGAUAUCUCCGACUUGGACACUAUCAUUGGCAGUGCUAGCGCUCUUCUCACCCCCGCUUCUGCACCUUUGCAAGUUAUCGAGCUCGAGGAGCGUGCAUACGAACGAGCAGCCAAGGCGAAGAAGAACCUUGAGCGCGCUGGGUGGACUCCCAAGGAGUUCGGCAGCCGAUACUGGCUGGUCCGCAUGGAAACCGACCUCGAUUGCGGCGCCCGGUGGUGGAAGCUGGGCGCUGAGAGCUGGGGCAUGAGGAAGAUCCCAGUCGCAAAGGCCGACGUCGGAGGCAUGCCCCGUGGCAAAGAUGGCCUCCUGCGACGUAACCGCGCCGAAGCGUGCCUUGCUUGCUCCUUGAAUAAGCUCGAAAUCAACGAUUAUACAGCUUUGGUGCUAGACGGCAUCAUGGCUCCCAAACCCGACACUCCGUUCCGCUCUGCGGACAUGAGUAUGGUCCAACUCUAUGUUUCCAAUGAAAUUGGUCGCGAAGUUGUUACUGCGCUCGGAGAGCUUGGCCUCUGUCAGUUCCGCGAUCUCAAUGAAAAUGUCAGCGCCUUUCAGCGUACUUUCACUCAGGAGAUUCGACGCCUCGAUAAUGUCGAGCGACAACUGCGAUACUUUUACGCGCAGAUGGACAAGAUUGGUAUCCCGCUCCGGAAGCUGGAUCUCGACGUCGAAAGACUUGCAUCUCCAUCAACUUCCGAAAUCGAUGAGCUUGCUGAGCGAAGCCAGAAGUUGGAACAGCGUGUUUCCGCCCUUAACGAGAGUUACGAGACUUUGAAGAAGCGCGAGGGCGACCUGACCGAGUGGCGAUGGGUUCUCCGCGAGGCCGGCAGCUUCUUUGACCGCGCUCACGGUAAUGUCGAGGAGAUUCGCGCUUCUACUGACAACGACGAUGCUCCCCUGCUGUCCGACAUCGAGCAGAACCAAGGUAGCGCCGAUGCCGAUCGCUCCUUCUCUGGCAUGAACAUUGGAUUUGUUGCUGGAGUCAUUGCUAGAGACAGGGUUGCUUCUUUUGAGCGCAUCCUCUGGCGAACUCUGCGCGGUAACCUUUACAUGAACCAGUCUGAGAUUCCCGAGCCCUUGAUUGACCCUAGCAACAACGAGGCCAUCAACAAGAACGUUUUCGUUAUCUUUGCUCACGGCAAGGAGAUUCUCAACAAGAUUCGCAAGAUCUCUGAGUCCAUGGGCGCCGAUGUUUACAACGUUGAUGAGAACAGCGACCUCAGACGUGACCAGAUUCACGAGGUCAACAACCGUCUCGAGGAUGUCCAGAACGUUCUUCAGAACACUCAGGCCACUCUUCAGGCAGAGCUCAACCAGAUCUCUCAGUCGCUCUCAGCCUGGAUGAUUCUUGUCGCUAAGGAGAAAGCUGUGUAUAAUGCCCUCAACAACUUCUCCUACGACAGCGCUCGACGUACUCUCAUCGCCGAGGCUUGGGUUCCGACCAACGAUCUUCCCCGGAUCAGGACGACACUCCAGGAAGUUACUAACAGAGCUGGCCUCUCCGUCCCUUCCAUUAUCAACAAGAUCCAGACCAACAAGACGCCGCCAACUUACCUCAAGACAAACAAGUUUACUGAGGGUUUCCAGACCAUCGUCAACGCUUACGGUACCGCCACUUACCAGGAAGUUAACCCGGCCAUCCCCGUCUUUGUUACCUUCCCUUUCUUGUUCGCUGUCAUGUUUGGUGAUUUUGGCCACGCCAUCAUCAUGCUUUCAGCCGCCCUCGCCAUGAUUUAUUGGGAGAAGUCACUCAAGAAGGUUAGCUUCGAGCUCUUUGCCAUGAUCUUCUACGGUCGUUACAUUGCCCUCGUCAUGGCUGUCUUUUCUGUCUUUACCGGUCUUGUCUACAACGAUGUCUUCUCCAUGUCCAUGACUCUCUUCCCCAGUGCGUGGGAGUGGAAGAAGCCUGAACAUUACACCAACACCACUUCUAUCGUUGCCACUUUGAACGAAGACGGUUACCGAUACCCCUUCGGUCUUGAUUAUGCUUGGCACGGUAGCGAGAACGACCUUCUCUUCAGCAACAGUUUGAAGAUGAAGAUGAGUAUCAUUCUGGGUUGGGCCCACAUGACUUACUCUCUCUGCUUCUCGUACAUCAACGCUCGCCACUUCAAGAAGCCUAUCGACAUCUGGGGUAACUUCAUCCCUGGUAUGAUUUUCUUCCAGUCUAUCUUCGGCUACCUUGUUCUCUGUAUCAUUUACAAGUGGUCUGUUGAUUGGAUCGCUAUCAAACAACAGCCUCCUGGUCUGCUCAACAUGCUCAUCUACAUGUUUCUUCAGCCUGGAACUAUCCCCGAGGGCCAAGAGCUCUACUCCGGACAAGGAUUUGUCCAGGUCGUUCUCUUGCUUCUGGCGUUCGCUCAGGUCCCUGUUCUUCUCUUCCUCAAGCCUUUCUACCUUCGUUGGGAGAACAACCGCGCACGCGCCAAGGGUUACCGUAGUAUAGGUGAAACUUCCCGGGUUAGUGCUUUGGACGGUGACGACGACGAGCCCAACGGCCACGGUAACAGCUUCGACGAGGAUGGCGAGGGAGUUGCUAUGAUCUCUCAAAACAUUGAUGAGGAGCACGAGGAGUUCGAGUUCAGUGAAGUGAUGAUCCACCAGGUCAUCCACACUAUUGAAUUCUGUCUCAACUGUGUUUCCCACACUGCUUCCUAUCUCCGUCUCUGGGCUCUGUCCCUUGCUCACCAGCAGCUGAGCAUAGUGCUCUGGUCUAUGACUCUUGGUCCUGCCCUGAAGACGCCAGGCGUUAUGGGCGUCAUUAUGAUCGUUGUUUGCUUCACCAUGUGGUUUUUCCUGACUAUUGCUAUUCUCGUCUGUAUGGAGGGUACUAGUGCCAUGUUGCACUCCCUUCGUCUCGCUUGGGUCGAGUCGUUCUCCAAGUUUGCCGAGUUUGCGGGAUGGCCUUUUGCGCCUUUCUCGUUUGACACACUGCUAGAAGAGUCGGAAGAGCUCAAGGACUACUUGGGUUAA
Fusarium poae is the source of this 4515-nucleotide messenger RNA. RefSeq lists its product as uncharacterized. NCBI's taxonomy places the organism in Eukaryota, Fungi, Ascomycota, Sordariomycetes, Hypocreales, Nectriaceae. The transcript is spliced from 7 exons. Gene Ontology annotation, biological process: proton transmembrane transport; vacuolar acidification. Gene Ontology annotation, cellular component: fungal-type vacuole membrane; vacuolar proton-transporting V-type ATPase complex; proton-transporting V-type ATPase, V0 domain. The record is from RefSeq and is a predicted model, not a curated record. Gene Ontology annotation, molecular function: ATPase binding; proton-transporting ATPase activity, rotational mechanism. The coding region runs from base 1 to 4515 and encodes 1504 amino acids.